AUAUUAUAUAUAGACCCCUUUGGCUCUCAGUAUUGGAUACACUAAUACCUUGUUACACCUCUUGCUCCUUCCUUGAUAUCAUGGAUGGAAAGAAGUUGGAGUACAAAGGUGAGGAUGCAUUGUCAGAGAUUGAGAAACUUACAGAGAAGGCUGGUGAAAUUCAGGAAAGCAUAUUGAAGGAGAUCUUAAUGCAAAAUGGGAAAACUGAGUAUUUGAGCAAGCAUAUUAAAGGAUCAAAAGAUGUGAAAGAGUUUAAGCGUUGUGUCCCUGUCACCACAUACAAGGAUAUCUAUCCCUAUAUCCAAAGAAUUGCUAAUGGAGAGGACUCUUCUCUUAUUACUGGGCAUCCUAUAACUGAAAUGUUAUGCAGUUCAGGGACUUCUGCUGGAGAACCUAAAUUAAUGCCAUCAAUAGCGGAAGAUCUAGACAGGCGCACAUUUAUAUAUAACCUCAUCACGCCAAUUAUGAACCAGUAUGUAUCUGGUUUGGAUGAAGGUAAGGCCAUGUUUUUGUACUUUGUCAAGGCUGAAAUGUCCACUCCUUGUGGCUUACCAGCUCGAACUGUGUUAACGAGUUACUACAAGAGUAAGCACUUUAAGUGUCGAACAAGAGAUUCGUUCAAUGAUUUUACUAGCCCGGACCAAGCUAUCUUAUGCAAAGAUAGCAACCAGAGCAUGUAUUGCCAGUUGCUAUCUGGCUUGAUUCUCCGUCACCAAGUCCUAAGAAUAGGAGCUGUUUUUGCAUCAGCCUUGCUCCGGUCCAUUUCAUUCCUGGAACACAACUGGGUUCGCCUAUGCAAUGAUAUACGCAAUGGUGAACUAGAUGCUAUGAUCACAGAUCCUGAAUGCCGUUCAUGCAUGUCAAUGAUACUAUCAUCACCUAAUCCUUGGCUUGCAGAUGAAAUUGAGGAAAUUUGCAGCCUCUCAUCAUGGCAGGGUAUUUUAUGUCGUCUUUGGCCUAGGACCAAGUAUAUUGAAGCAGUGGUGACAGGGUCUAUGGCACAAUAUAUUCCAGCCCUUGAGUACUACAGUGAGGGAAAGUUGCCUUUGGUGUGUACCAUGUAUGCUUCCUCGGAGUCUUACUUUGGUGUGAACUUGAAACCCUUGUCUGAUCCUGCAGAUGUGGUAUUUACCCUCAUGCCUAAUAUGUGUUAUUUUGAGUUUAUACCUCUGGGAGAACAUGGAACAUGGUUAAUGGCUGUUGAGGAGGAAGAGGAGGUGCCUAAUGAUAAGCUCGUCGAUCUGGUGCAUGUUAGACGAGGUUGUUAUUAUGAGUUGGUGGUCACUACCUUUGCUGGAUUAUAUCGUUAUCGUAUCGGUGAUGUGCUUCAAGUGACUGGAUUCCACAAUCGAGCCCCGCAAUUCCGUUUCAUUUGCAGGAGAAACGUGGUUCUCAGCAUUGACAAUGACAAAACCAACGAGGAAGAUCUUCACAAGAGCAUCACAACUGCAAAGAAAUUACUUGAACCCCACAAUGCGCUACUCGUGGAAUACACUAGCUAUGCAGAUACAUCAUCUGUACCAGGGCACUAUGUAUUGUAUUGGGAAAUCCUACAUCAUUUAUCAUCAGUCAUUGACAAUUCUCUGACCCCACUUGACGCUAAGGUGCUCCAUGAAUGUUGUGCUGCUGUGGAAGAAGAACUUGAUUAUGUGUACAGGAGAUGCCGCACCUAUGACAAGUCCAUAGGACCACUGGAGAUACGUGUAGUGGAGCCUGGUACAUUCGAGGCGCUGAUGGAUUUGUUCAUCAGCCAAGGGGCAUCAAUCAAUCAGUAUAAAACGCCAAGGUGCAUCAAGUCUAAUGCUGCUCUCAAGUUACUUAAUUCUCAUGUCAAGGCAUCUUUCUUUAGUUCAAGAGAUCCUACUUGGAUUCCUUAACAGUGUGCCAUAAAAAAUUUGGAUCUUUUCCUUUGUUAAUCUCUCUGUUCUGCUAAUGCUAGUUAGGUGACAUUCAAGGGUGAUGCCCAUGACCAUGAUGUAGGGUGGUUUAAUCUGUGCCAUCAUUCCUAUUGUUAAGGGAAAGUUAGAAUCUUUGAAUUCAAUGUUUCUCUUUUUUUAAUGUCCUAA
Messenger RNA from Jatropha curcas, 2066 nucleotides. It is a transcript of the gene GH3.9, whose product is annotated as putative indole-3-acetic acid-amido synthetase GH3.9. The record is from RefSeq and is a predicted model, not a curated record. Gene Ontology annotation, cellular component: cytoplasm. NCBI's taxonomy places the organism in Eukaryota, Viridiplantae, Streptophyta, Magnoliopsida, Malpighiales, Euphorbiaceae. Gene Ontology annotation, molecular function: acid-amino acid ligase activity.